Molecule: messenger RNA, 604 nt
Organism: Aethina tumida (small hive beetle)
Lineage: Eukaryota; Metazoa; Arthropoda; Insecta; Coleoptera; Nitidulidae
Product: receptor expression-enhancing protein 5-like
Exons: 2
Coding region: 7-540 (177 amino acids)
Source: RefSeq, a predicted model, not a curated record
UCCGAAAUGAAGGUGGCUCACGAAUUGCAGAUGAAAGAAUACGUGAUGAAAACUUUGCUUGAUUCGUCCUUGCCAUGGAUUCCCGCACUGAAGUAUCUUGAACAAAAGGCUAAAUUCAAAAGAUUGUAUACAUUUUAUAGUUUUGCUACCGUAUUAACACUAUGGUUAAUAUUUGGAGAAACCGCACAAUUGCUCUGCAAUUCCAUUGGAUUUUUCUAUCCAGCUUACGUCACCAUUGGGACAAUUAAGUCUUCAAGGCUCAAGAAUACUUUUAAAUGGUUAAUUUAUUGGGUUGUUUACGCAGCAUUCUCCUGGUUAGAGCAUUAUUCUGAUCAGAUUGUACAAUUGUUUCCCUUGUAUUGGUUAGCUAAAUGUUUUCUUUUACUUUGUUUGAUGGUUUGCGUCGAACUAAAUGAAGUAAUCAUUUUGCACCAAAAUAGCGUAGUAUCGUCCGAUAAGAAAAACCGCCCACCAAAUGUUAACAAUAAACAGCAGGGUAAAAAUAAAAAGAAAAAUAACCGAAUGCAAGGACACAAUUAAAAUGUUCUGGAAUAUGAACGUAAUUUUGCAUUUUUUAGUUAAUUAAUGUUUGUUAAUAUUUUAU